Messenger RNA from Manis javanica (Malayan pangolin), 3710 nucleotides. It is a transcript of the gene RHBDL2, whose product is annotated as rhomboid like 2. The record is from RefSeq and is a predicted model, not a curated record. Gene Ontology annotation, cellular component: membrane. Gene Ontology annotation, molecular function: serine-type endopeptidase activity. NCBI's taxonomy places the organism in Eukaryota, Metazoa, Chordata, Mammalia, Pholidota, Manidae.
GGGGGAGGGACCAAGGAGGCCUGGCAGGGCGGGAACUUGAGGGCAGCAGAGGCGGCCCCUUGGCCCAGGACGCCUGGAACCCGGGAGGCACGCUGCCCUGCCUUGGCCUCCCGAGAUCCACCCGGAAUCUUUCACAUGGUGCAUUGCUUGAGGAUGUACAAGCCAAAAGGACAAUUGGAGAAUGCUUUGUUCCCGAGAGAGAGCAAGCAGAGAGAUUAGGUGGAGGGAGGACCCAGAGCAAUGGCUGCUGCUCAUGAGGUGGAGAUGGAGGAUGUGAAUCUGAAUAGAGACAGGAAAGAAGACCUGGAGGACGAGGAGGAAAUGAGAGAGGACGGCGAAGGUAAAGAUCCCUCCAAGAAUAAAAAAGUCUACAGGGUUGUCUCAAAAUGGAUGCUUCCUGAACAGGCCCGGAGAACAUACGUGGAGAGAGCUAACUGCUUCCCGCCCCCCGUGUUCAUCAUCUCCAUCAGCUUUGCUGAGCUGGCGGUGUUUAUUUACUAUGCUGUGUGGAAGCCUCAGAAACAGUGGAUCACCCUGGACGUGGGCAUUUUGGAAAGUCCCUUUAUCUACAGCCCUGAGAAGAGAGAGGAAGCCUGGAGGUUUAUCUCAUACAUGCUGGUACAUGCUGGAGUUCAGCAUAUCUUGGGGAAUCUUGUUAUGCAGCUUGCUCUGGGUAUUCCCUUGGAAAUGGUCCACAAAGGCCUCCGAGUGGGACUGGUGUACCUGGCAGGAGUGAUUGCAGGUUCCCUUGCCAGCUCUAUCUUUGACCCACUCAAAUAUCUUGUGGGUGCUUCAGGAGGAGUCUACGCUCUCAUGGGAGGCUAUUUUAUGAAUGUACUAGUGAAUUUUCGAGAAAUGAUUCCUGCCUUUGGAAUUGUCAGACUGCUGAUCAUCAUCCUUAUAAUUGUGUCAGACGUGGGGUUUGCCCUCUACAGACGAUUCUUUGUCCCAGCAAAUGGGUCUCCGGUGUCCUUUGCUGCUCACCUUGCAGGUGGAUUCGCUGGAAUGUCCAUAGGUUACACUGUGUUUAGCUGCUUUGAUAAGGCACUGCUGAAAGAUCCAAGGUUUUGGAUAGCAAUUGCAGCUUACUUAGCUUGUGUAUUAUUUGCUGUUUUUUUCAACAUUUUUCUAUCUCCAGCAAAUUGACCUGCCCCCUAAGAUAAGCCAAUGAAUAAAAAGAGCCACCUGAGAAAGAACUGGAGAACUCUGUGAAGAAACAGACAAGUCCCAGCGAAUGUUAACCAUUUUAUAAAGAGGUCAAAAACACCACUGAAGUCAUUAGUUAUAGAGACUGCUUAUAAAAUGAGUUAAGGUCUAAGGGAGGGGCUUCUGAAUAGGAAGGAGGGAAGAGGAGCAGAGAAACCGUGGUGAAAACCAGAACUUGGCUCUUUCCAGACAUAAGGUGUAGUUUGUACAUGUCCUUGAGAGACCUGCUCUCCUUGGAGGAUAAUUGUAGAGAUUGCUUGACAGAAUCAAUGAAUACUUCACUAUGCUGAUAAUAAAAACUUUUCAUACCUGUAUCAGACUGUUGAUACUCAUUUUCAGUCACUGAGUAGAAGGAUCACUGUUUGAGGUGCUUUAUAUACAUCAUUGCUAUCUUUUUAACAGACAGAAAGGUGGCUAUUACUCUGUAUCUAGAGAGAAGGGCAUAGAAACUUUUAAAAAAAUCAAGUAGCUUACUGAGAAGGGGAAGGAUUUAAAGGUUGGUGAUGACUUGAAACCCCAUUCUCUUCUCCCCUAGCGUUCUGACAAUGUUUAUUCCUCAUAUGCUGAAAGUUAGGAGUAUGCUGGGCAUGUAGGAAUAAAUAUUUCAGUGGAUGCACCACGAAUAGUAGAAGUACCUUAUGGAGGACAGAAUUUUCUGGACGGCUAGUUUAAGAUUCUAGUAGUGUAUCUAAGAUCCCAAGGAACCUGGAACUAGCUUUCUGGUGCAUGCUAGACCUGGAUUCUGGGAUUCUCAUCUGUGAUAAGAUUCUCAUCCUUCACAUGGCUAGUGGCUCUCCUAGGGGUGGGUAGGAUUUAUUUAUAAAAGGUGAAAUGUCUGAAAGUUGAGAAGCUUGUGUCCUUUUCCUGUACAGAAUCCAGACUGCUGGCCAUUCUUUUACCAAAAUAGUAGUAUUAGGUCAUCUUAACACAGGAAAUACAAUUUUUCUUCUUUUAUCAUCAACAUAUUUUAUUUAUAAACACCCAUCUAAAUGUUUUGUAUUCUGAAAGGAGCAUGCACACUUUUAGAUAGUGGGAAAAGUACCAUUUUAGUAUUUUGAGAAAAACGGAUCUGGGAUUUGUUAAGAACAUUUUAAAUUUGAGCAUAAGAAUAUGAGUAUGUUUUUGGUGAAACAAAGAUUUGAACAAGAACUUAAAAGAUAAGAUUCCCUUUUACCUUCCCACCCAAUCCUCUGCUUUUCCCUGGUAAUGACUGCUGUCAGUCAUUCUUGCAGACCUCUUUCUAUCUGAGAUGAGCCAAAAGGGACAUGGAUUAUAGCUGAUGCUAAACUCAGUCCCUGCACCGACCUUCACUGAAUCAGCUCUAUACCUGCAAAGGGACAAGUUCAGAGAACAAGCUGAAGGUGGUGGUGGAAAAUUAAGUAUGAUUUGCUUCCCAGAGUUACCUAAACUAAGAAAGGUUUGGCUUAAUCUCUCUGUUUUAGCUGAUUAAAUAUACAUAUGAAAUAGGUUUUAACAAGAUAAAUGAGAUUAUACUACAUGUCUUGUAAUUUACUUUAUAAUGUGACAUAGAGAUCUUUCUAUUAGUUCAUAGAGAUAUUUAUUCUCUGAGUUGCUGAAUGAUAGAUAUAUACUAAAGUUCAUUUAAUCAUUUGUCUACUGACACUUAAAUUGUUGCUGAUUUUGUACCAUUGCCAAUGGUGCCAAAAUCAGGGUACAAAUGGAACAUUGUAGUAUGUGCACUGUGUCUGAGUAUGUUUGCUGAGUGAAUAUUUCAAGCAUCCAGAAGCAGAAAUGCUAUGUUAAUUUUGAAAGAUUUAAACUGUCUUUUAAAUAGUUGUUGCCAUUUAUAUUCUUACCGAUGGUAUAUGAGAGUAAGUGUCCUCAUACUUUUCCUCAAAGCAGACAUUAUCACUUUGAAUUUGAUAGUUAAAAAAUACUUCAUUUUAAUUUGUAUUUCUUUAAUUUCUAUUAAUAAGGUUAGUAUUUUCCAAAUUCUUUAAUAAUUUGUAAGUUAUUAUGCAUAAUAUGUACUUUAAAUAAUACAUAAUAUACAAAUAUACAUAUGUGAUUUUUUUUCCUGUGAAAUGUUUGUAUUUAAUCUGAGAAGUAGCUACUGGCUGGCAAAGAGGCGAGAGAAGAAAUUAUCAUCUUCCAAAGCCAACCCACCAGGUCACCCGCUCUGAAGACAGAUCUCUAAUGACCAAAGUGCAAUGUAACUCUUAGUACCAGAAAACUAGACAAAGACACAGGAUUCAUCUAACUGUGAAAUCGAACAUGAACCACUUAUUAUUAAAACUGAUGACUAAGAAAUUAUUAUUAAAUUAGAAAGUCUUUUUGGUGCUAAAAAAAAAAUCAUUUAUAUUACCCAAAAUGGUGAUACUGGGUUCCCCAGGGGGCAAAAUUACCAUUAAAAAAGCACACAAACAUCUCCUGCUCUUUUAAAUUUGGCAUCUCUGAAUUAUAAGCCACUUAUUUAGCUUAAUUUGGAGUUCAUAACUUUAGUCUUUUAAACUGUUCAUUGGAAAUAUCUGUGCUGUCCGAUA